CUGGGUAUGAGGCUCUGACCCGAACCCCUGAGGAGGCAGAGAGACAGGCAGACAAGUCUAGUAGGGUGGGGAACCUUCCAUGUGCCAUCACCCUUUGUGAGCCUAGCUCCGGAGAUCCGGGGUCCAUUCCUGGUAAGAAUAUGGUGAGUGUGAAAGAUAGGGGUCUGAUAAGGGAUGGGCCCAGCAGUCAGGAGCUGGGGCUCCCUGCUCUCUGUAGGGGCCUCAUGGUGCUGAGUCACCCAUGAGCAGGCAGGAAGAGAAGGAUGCAGAGCUGGAUCGGAGGAUAGUGGCCCUUCGAAAGAAGAACCAGGCCUUACUCCGCAGGUACCAGGAGAUCCAGGAAGACCGUUGGCAGGCGGAACAGGGGGGCAUGGCUGUGACUGCACAGGAAUUCCUCCGACCUGAUGGCCUCACUGUCACUAUCAGCCAGGUUCCCGGUGAGAAGCGGGUGGUCAGUCGGAACUGGGUAAGAUCACCCAGACCUGGAGCAGCCAAUGAGAUGCGUGAGGAUGAGGAGGAUCGCACCGGUACUUUCUGCCUGGGGGACCGGGUGGAGCUGGCUGUGACCAUGGAGAACAAAGCUGAGGCCAAGAGGGUCGUAAGUGAGAAGCCCAGCAAAGCAAGGAAUCAGGGGGCAGGAGAGUCACCUGGAGGGGGCUUGGGCUGGACCCCCUCCAUGCAGAUGGCCGUCAGCUCGGAUUCGGCCCGGAAGGGUGCUCGGGAGCCCCAGGGUCCAGGCCUGGUCCCAGGCCCGCCUCCCCACCGGCCAGUGGGGGGACCCCCGGAGGUGGGCUGGGACUACGCCCAGUGGAAGCAAGAGCGGGAACAGAUAGACCUGGCCCGCGUGGCCAGGCACAGAGAUGCACAGGGUGACUGGCGCCGCCCAUGGGACCUGGACAAGGCCAAGCCCACGCUUCAGGACUCCAGCAAGCCUUGGGAAGAGGGCCCAGCCAGGGCAGGCGGCACCAGGGGUUCCAGGAGCCACCGGAAGCUUCAGCCCCCACCCUUAUCCCUUGAUGGUAAAGGUGGUACUGCUCGGGGUGGGCAAUCCAGCAGAUCCUCAGGGGUGUCCGCCACACGGAGCAAAGCCCGGGGGACAGAGAGGCUGACUGGCAGGGCCCGCAGGUGGGAGACGAAGGAAGGCAAGGAGGAGCUGAGGAGCCAGGAGGGAAGCCAAAGUUCCAGAAAGACUUGGAGCGAGGAGGAACAUUCACAGAAGCAGAGCCAGACGGAGCUGAGCAGACUCACAAGUGCCCCAGCAACCAGCCCAGCCCGGGUAUCCCCAGAGGGGCCAAAAACGGAGCCAGGAGCCUCGAUAGUCAGUCCAGAACCUGCCUCUCCACAAAAUACUGACUUGGUUCCCCUUGACCUUUCUCUGGGACGGGCCAGUAGCCCUGGGCCUGGGGAGAGUGUGUGUGUCCUCCCCACAAGGCCCAGAGCCCAGGAGAACCCUGUGCCUCAGCCUGAUGGUUCUGAGCAGCUCCUGGGGUGGAAUGACCCCCAGGCUGAGUUGGAAGUACAAACUUGCUCCAACCCACAGGGAGGAGCAGGUUCUCUAGAGCCCAGAGAAGACAGGGCUGGCAAGGCUGGGGCCCAGCAGGGCUUGGCACAACGGAGCAGGCCCACCAGGGGAAUGGGCCGAAGGGCAAGGGGCACAGGAGGUGUGGGAAGCAGGCCAGGGGGUCCGGGCCCUGCAGGAAGAUGCUGAGCACAGUCCCUGGGAACAAAGGGGCCAGGCUGGGCAGAGGAGGAGGGAAGAAUGUGGUCAGGACUCAUGUGUGGUGGGUUUCUGGUUGCUGGUGGUUUGUGGAAGUCCAGCUGAGCAGCUGGGCAAACUCUCCAGUGGGGUAACACUGUGAGGGCAAAGAGCUGCCCUUGUGUACCUCAUGGGCACACCCCUGGGUGCCUCCCUAUGUAUGGGUGUGUUUUCACCUGCAGGUAAAGCUUGUGAUGUAUCCCUACAUCACACAUGGUCUCUGAGGCUGUUAAACCCAGUCCUGGGUCUGAUGCUGCCCAGGCCACAAGCUUCCCUGCCAUGGCAAGAAAGCAAGGCCUGGAAACACUCA
This is a messenger RNA of Suricata suricatta (meerkat), 2066 nucleotides long. It is a transcript of the gene CCDC9B, whose product is annotated as coiled-coil domain containing 9B. The record is from RefSeq and is a predicted model, not a curated record. Lineage: Eukaryota; Metazoa; Chordata; Mammalia; Carnivora; Herpestidae. Bases 242 to 1708 code for a protein of 488 amino acids. The transcript is spliced from 10 exons.